CCGUGUUUACUGUAUAAAUGUCUCUCAUGGCCCUGAUGGAGCCAGUGUUUACUGAAGAUGGCAUUCAGAGAAACAAACACUUUGCUCUUAGCAUUAAUUUGGAUGACAGUUUUCAGAGUCUCACUUGGGAGUCAUCACUUUACACCGCGGAUCAAAGUGAACAGAGAAAAUGGAGCUUUUCUUACAUUAAGCACAUCAAAUGGACAGGUGAUUGGUAACCUGACGUUGAUCCAGGAUUCCCACAGAGUAAAUAUCUAUGCCGGAGGACCUCAGGGCCUGUUCAUGUUCGAUCCAAGAAUAAAACAUCCAACGCUGAAGGAGGUGAAAUUGCCCAUAUUUGAACCUGAAUGCCUGAACAACCCUACUAAUUGUGAAUAUGAAAUCUCCAUGCUGAAAGAGGGGAGGAAUGGAAAUCCACUGUUCCUGUGUGGGACCACAGAACAUCACACAAUCUGCUGUGAUGUACAUUUAGGACUUCCUACUUCAGAGCACAAGCUGGUGAACUGCUCCAGCUUGAGGCAUCCAACACACAUCAACGAGCCGUCUGUUCAUGUUGAUGAUUCUCUAUAUUACACGAUCUCAGAUCUGGACACAGGUGGCCUCUACAGAGAGACCAGAGAUAAAUACAUCUGGCCGCCGGCAAGACAAAUCGAGCAGAAGCAUGUAAAAAUCUUAGCAAAUAAAGGGAAUGGAUCACUGGAUGGAAAAGUCUACUCCUUCUACAUAGAGCAAAACCAGAACCAGAACUCAGACCUGCCUCACUGGAUACCUCGAGUUUCUCAGAUCUGCAUGGCGGAUCUCGGUGGCAGUAAAGCAAUGCUGCAGUUCCGCUGGACAUCCAUGCUGACCGCACGCCUGUUCUGUGGAGAUGAGAAGAAGCGUCUCUCGUAUACCGAGCUGCUGGACGUUGCUGUGCUGGAAGCUACAGAAUGGGAAAACACCAUGAUUUACGCCCUCUUCAAAAAUACCUACAACUUGAGAGCCGUGUGCGUUUACAAAAUGUCCGACAUCAUUCGCGUCUUCACGAGCAACAAAUUCACAGCUGAGAAGGAGACUUUUUCUUCACCUCUUCCCGGAGAGUGUGUACCAAACAGUCCUUCGUUAUCGUCAAACAUUCUGAAGUUUAUGGAAAGUCUUCCUGAGCUGAAGAAGUGGAUUAAACCUGUACGAGACCCUGUGGUGUUCGAGAGCAACUAUCACUACACACACCUCCAGGUGGACACACUUGUGAACAGGAAGUCAGGACAUAGCCAUCAUGUCCUCUUCAUGAGUCUCGACAAUGGCAACGUACAUAAAAUCCUGGAGCAGGAGAACGAGCCCUUCAUCAUCGCCGAGUACAAGCUCUUUAAAUCCAGGACACACAUCUCCAGCAUGCUGCUCGACAGUGUAACUAAAAAGCUCUUUGUGAGCUCCAGCACUGAGGUGGUCCAGAUUGACCUGUCCAACUGCAGCAUGUACGGGAAAGACUGUAAGUCGUGUGUCAUGGCCCGGGACCCGUAUUGCAGCUGGGACUCGGAGGAGUGUUCAGCUGAUAAUAGAUCCUUAAUACAAGAUGUAACCCAUGGAAGCCACACGACAUGUGAUAAUGGUUUCCCCAGAACCAGCCAGUUCCGCAAAGAAGUCGAAACAGACGUCCAUGAGAGCGUCCCUCAAUACUCUAAAUACUACCUUAAAUGUCCAGUUGAAUCCUAUCAUGCCUCAUAUUCAUGGCACCACCAGGGCAGUAGGAAGGACUGCAUCUCAACGGAACAUGACUGCCUUUUGUUGAUCGACAGCAUGAGCGAAAAGGACGGAGGCGAUUAUCAGUGCAUCGCUUCAGAGAACGGCUACCAGAAGACGGUGGUCCAUCAGAAGCUGCAGAUGAACGGCGCCUCUGAGACCAGAGCGACUCGAGUAGCUUUAGCCUGCCUUCUGUUCCUGAUCUCUGUGAUCUGCUAGUGCUGUUCCUGUGUUUUGGGGACUGAAAUACAUACGAACAAACACAAAACUCAGAAGACCCUAGUCCUGGAUGAGCCAGACCAUGCGCUUUACUAACACUGAGAUUCUUCCUGUAUACACCAGUGUUACCACAUCAUCCACUUCUUCGUUGCACUCGAGGUGUGUGACUCGACUCAUGAAGUCCAGAGAAUGACCAAUACUUCCGAUUGCUUCAUUACAGUGUCCACGAGUUUCCACAAGAACAGAGAAAAAUACAAUUUUACACCAUCACAAACUGUAAAAUCAUGUAUUUAGUUUCAACAGUGUUGCAAGUUAUAAUGAACCAUUAACAGCAUUUGCACUUUGUAGUUUAAUUAGAUUAGUUUUUCUAUUUUUGUAAGACCAUAAGGAAGAAAAAUCAGUUACAAAGCGUAUGAAUGUCUCUCACAUGAACCUCAUCAGGAUUUAUUUAUGAUUUAAUAUUUUGGAUGGACGGACGUUUUCUCAACCCAGCUGUGAUUCUGAGAUGUUUGUGAGUCCAGAGCACAUGUCUAACAUCUGUUGGUGUGAGUUGUGAUGAGGAGGAGUAGAUGAUGAUGAAGAGGUGCAGCAUGGGAAAUAUCUUCAUGGACAGCAGAUUGAGUGUAUGGGAUUAUUAGACAGUGUAAACCGAGCGAGGAGGAACUUUCCUCUUGAGCUAAUUACUCGAGCUAAUUCUUCUUAGCUGCGUAUACUCAAUAAAACAACCUCCUUCCAAGCUUUAUUUUUAUUUCUAAUGUCUUUAUAUAAGUUAUAAGAAUAAGACAAAGAAGAGAGAAAGGUUAUAGAUUUAUUUUCUUUAUUUUUUUGUGAAAUAGUUGAUUAUAACUUGUAUUACAUGUUUUGAUAAUUACUUUUAAGAUCUUUCGAUCUAUUGAAAUCGAGCGUUAGUACGACGCUAUCAAUUUUUAAAUCAUUUUAGUUUAUGUGUGUGAUGGAUUCGGAAAUAAAGAAGCGGGGCUACAGGUGGAGAAGUAAACAAAACAUUCCACGAGUCAUUUUGGAUUACGGUGUAAUUAAGUGAGCAAAUUAUCUUUAUUAUAUAUAUAUAUAUAUAUAUAUAUAUAUAUAUUACACAUGUAUGUAUAAAAAUGGACCACCGCUUAGGAGCGUGAAUGUAGAGAGUCUGAAAUAAAAUUAAUAAGAAAAACAGGAUUAGAAACAGGGAAGUGAUCGAGUUAUUACUCACAGGUUCCUUUCUAAUGACUGGAAGGUGCAGAGUUCAAAUUACAGCUGCUAGACUACCAGCAUCUGAGCUCUGAGCUCGGGUUAAAACCAUAUGAGCAAAUGGGAGCUAAAGUUUGUAUGUAAACUUCCAGUAAAAUAUAGAGUUCAAUUCAAAAUCUUACUAUUCACUUAUAAAGCACUUCAUAAUCUUGCACCACAAUAUCUUACUCAACUUCUCCAAGUUUACACCCCUUCACGUGCACUUAGAUCUUUAUCUUCAAUUUCUCUUGUGGUACCUCGGAUUCGACUUACUACUAUGGGGUGCCAGAUCUAUGUUGCCCCCCCGCCUAUGGAAUUCUCUUCCCCUCGAUGCUCGCAAUAGCGAGUGCUUGUUGACUUUUAAAACGCGUCUUAAGACAUAUCUUUUUAUACAGGCUUUCUUAUAACAUGUUUUAUUGAGACUUAAAUGCACUUUAUAUGUAUAUGCUGUUUGUUUGUUAUGUGUUUUGUCUUAUGCAGUGACCUGUAUAUUGCUUGUAAGGUGACCUUGGGUGUUCUGAAAGGUACCAUGAAAUAAAAUGCAUAAAUAAAUAAAUAAAGUAA
Messenger RNA from Tachysurus vachellii, 3726 nucleotides. RefSeq names its product semaphorin-7A-like. The record is from RefSeq and is a predicted model, not a curated record. The transcript has 13 exons. Gene Ontology annotation, molecular function: semaphorin receptor binding; chemorepellent activity; integrin binding. Gene Ontology annotation, biological process: positive regulation of macrophage cytokine production; positive regulation of axon extension; negative chemotaxis. NCBI's taxonomy places the organism in Eukaryota, Metazoa, Chordata, Actinopteri, Siluriformes, Bagridae. The coding region runs from base 58 to 1938 and encodes 626 amino acids.